CAGUGCGGCUCUGUGGCGCCGCCGCCGCCGCCGCCCGCGCUGCACCACAGGCCCGAGACAGACAGGGGUCGGCUGGAGAGCCGGAGACUGAGAGGAGGCGGCGGCGGAGGCGGGGCGACUCCGGUGACCGGGAGCGCCUCAGACUGGCAGCUGCGGCGACUCCCCCUUUGUGUCUGGUCUGCUCGGAACCCCUGGAGGUGCUUCCCGGAGGGGCUCAGGGUGUUUCGCAAGCUCUGCUGCCCACCCCUUCCUCGGCCACCUACGUCUGUCUUCCCGCCGCCCCCCGCCCUCGGCCCGCGACGCCCUAGCUCCGCCCGGAGCCCAGAGCUGCGGAGAACGAGGCGGCGGCGGCGGCGGCGGCGGCGGUGGAUUCCUCCGGGGGGGACUGUGAUUCGUUCACGCAAUCGACGGGAGGAGACCGGGCUUUCAUGGUGGAAUUUACUUCAGGCAAGAGCGAGGGGCUGGAGUAGCCGAGAGCGAGGCCCCGGCGUAGCGCCCUCGAAGGGCUAACCCCGCACCUCCCCGCGUGUCGCUCGCCCGGGCUCGCCGCGCCGCCACGACCCUCCCCUCCCCCGCGCCCCGAGGCCCGGCCUGCGCGACCCUCGCGCGAUUGUUCCUAGGAAGCCGUGGGCUCGCCCAUGGAAGCAGGCACCUUUUUCGACCCAGUCGGCGGAAAGGAUUUGUUGAUGUCGAAAUCAGAGUGAAGGAAGCAACGAAGCGAAACUUUAAAAGGAACCCUACUGUCCUCCGAGUCGGGAGCGAUGCGACUCGGGCGGCCGGGCGCUGCUGCCUGCCCUGCUUCGCCCUUCCCGGCGGUCGGGAACUUGUUCUGAUCCUUAGUGCUCCCAUCGAGUCCCCGCCCUCCACUCCCCGGCACUCUGGAUAUGUUUUCUCCCAGAUCUGGCUAUUUUUUUGAUAUCGUGAAACUACGAGGGAAAUAAUUGCAGGGGUUUCUUCUGGGCUCCCUGCUUCUUCCCCACGGACAUGCCUUCAGUUUGGGGAACCGAGGCACCCCGUCCUAGGCGAAUGAAGCCCCCCAGCCACGAGGGAGCGAAAUGAAGGGAAAUUCUGCAGUGGAAUGAGAGCUCUACAAGCUAGGUCCUCGCAUCUGCCAUUUGUCCUUUCAAACUGCAUUGUAAUCCGGGCAGGAUAAAUCAGGAAGAGCAGCCUCCUGGCCGGAUUUCUCACCCGAAUUUACUUUCCUGAUUUCUUUUCUUUGCCCUCCUGCUUCUUGGCUGGCCCAGGGAUGACUUCCUCGCUGCAGCGGCCCUUUCGGGUGCCCUGGCUGUUAUGGGCCGUCCUGCUGGUCAGCACUACGGCUGAACUCUUGAACAUCCUCAGCCUCCAACGUGCUGGAAUUACAGCUUCCCAGAAUCAAGAACGGCUGUGUGCAUUUAAAGACCCGUAUCAACAAGACCUUGGGAUUGGUGAGAGUCGAAUCUCUCAUGAAAAUGGGACAAUAUUAUGCUCCAAAGGGAGCACAUGUUAUGGUCUGUGGGAGAAAUCAAAAGGGGACAUCAAUCUUGUGAAACAAGGGUGCUGGUCUCACAUUGGUGAUCCCCAAGAGUGCCACUAUGAAGAAUGUGUAGUAACUACCACCCCACCCUCAAUUCAGAAUGGAACAUACCGUUUUUGCUGCUGUAGUACAGACUUAUGUAACGUCAACUUCACUGAGAACUUCCCACCUCCUGAUACAACACCACUCAGUCCGCCUCAUUCAUCUAAUCGGGAUGAAACUAUAAUCAUUGCUUUGGCAUCGGUUUCUGUAUUAGCUGUUUUGAUAGUCGCCUUAUGUUUUGGAUACAGAAUGUUGACAGGAGACAGGAAACAGGGUCUACACAGUGUGAGCAUGAUGGAGGCGGCAGCGGCAGAGCCCUCCCUGGACUUGGAUAACCUGAAGCUGCUGGAGCUGAUUGGACGGGGUCGAUAUGGAGCAGUAUAUAAAGGUUCCUUGGAUGAGCGUCCAGUUGCUGUAAAAGUAUUUUCUUUUGCAAACCGUCAGAAUUUUAUAAAUGAAAAAAACAUUUACAGAGUGCCUUUGAUGGAACAUGACAACAUUGCUCGCUUUAUAGUUGGAGACGAGAGGCUCACUGCAGAUGGACGCAUGGAGUAUUUGCUUGUGAUGGAGUAUUAUCCCAAUGGAUCUCUGUGCAAAUAUCUGAGUCUCCAUACAAGUGAUUGGGUAAGCUCUUGCCGUCUGGCUCAUUCUGUGACAAGAGGACUGGCUUAUCUUCACACAGAAUUACCCCGAGGAGAUCAUUACAAACCUGCAAUUUCCCAUCGAGAUUUAAACAGCAGAAAUGUCCUGGUAAAGAAUGGUGGCACGUGUGUUAUCAGUGACUUUGGUCUGUCCAUGAGGCUAACUGGAAACAGGCUGGUGCGCCCAGGGGAAGAAGAUAACGCGGCUAUAAGUGAGGUUGGCACAAUCCGCUAUAUGGCACCAGAAGUGCUAGAAGGAGCUGUGAACCUGAGGGACUGUGAGUCAGCACUGAAGCAAGUGGACAUGUAUGCGCUUGGACUGAUCUACUGGGAGGUGUUUAUGAGGUGCACAGACCUCUUCCCAGGUGAAUCUGUACCAGAUUACCAGAUGGCUUUUCAGACAGAAGUUGGAAACCAUCCCACAUUUGAGGAUAUGCAGGUUCUUGUGUCAAGAGAAAAGCAGAGACCCAAGUUCCCAGAAGCCUGGAAAGAAAAUAGCCUGGCAGUGAGGUCACUCAAAGAAACAAUCGAAGACUGCUGGGACCAGGAUGCAGAGGCUCGGCUCACUGCACAGUGUGCUGAGGAGAGAAUGGCUGAACUCAUGAUGAUAUGGGAGAGAAACAAGUCUGUGAGCCCAACGGUCAACCCAAUGUCGACUGCUAUGCAGAACGAACGCAACCUAUCACAUAAUAGGCGUGUGCCAAAAAUCGGGCCUUACCCAGAUUAUUCCUCUUCCUCAUAUAUUGAAGACUCAAUUCAUCACACUGACAGCAUUGUGAAAAAUAUUUCCUCUGAGCAUUCAAUGUCCAGCACACCGUUGACAAUAGGAGAAAAGAACCGAAACUCAAUUAAUUAUGAACGACAGCAAGCACAAGCUCGAAUCCCUAGCCCAGAAACAAGCGUCACAAGCCUGUCCACAAACACAACCACCACAAACACCUCUGGCCUCACUCCAAGUACUGGCAUGACCACGAUAUCUGAGAUGCCAUACCCAGAUGAGACACAUUUGCAUGCCACAAAUGUUGCACAGUCACUCGGGCCAACCCCUGUCUGCUUACAGCUGACAGAAGAAGACUUGGAAACUAAUAAGCUAGACCCAAAAGAAGUUGAUAAGAACCUCAAGGAAAGCUCUGAUGAGAAUCUCAUGGAGCAUUCUCUGAAGCAGUUCAGUGGGCCAGACCCGUUGAGCAGUACCAGUUCCAGCUUGCUUUAUCCACUCAUAAAGCUUGCGGUGGAAGUGACUGGACAACAGGACUUCACACAGGCUGCAAAUGGGCAAGCAUGUUUAAUUCCUGAUGUCCCACCUGCUCAGCUCUAUCCUCUCCCUAAGCAACAGAACCUUCCGAAGAGACCUACUAGUUUGCCUUUGAACACCAAAAAUUCAACUAAAGAACCCCGGCUAAAAUUUGGCAACAAGCACAAAUCAAACUUGAAACAAGUAGAAACUGGAGUUGCCAAGAUGAAUACAAUCAAUGCAGCAGAGCCUCAUGUGGUGACAGUAACUAUGAAUGGUGUGGCAGGUAGAAGCCACAAUGUUAAUUCCCAUGCUGCCACAACCCAGUAUGCCAAUGGGGUAGUGCCAUCUGGCCAGGCAGCCAACAUAGUGGCACAUAGGGCCCAAGAAAUGCUGCAGAAUCAAUUUAAUGGUGAGGAUACCAGACUGAAUAUCAAUUCCAGUCCUGAUGAACAUGAACCUUUACUGAGACGAGAGCAGCAGGCUGGCCAUGAUGAAGGGGUUCUGGAUCGUUUGGUAGACAGGAGGGAACGGCCAUUAGAAGGUGGCCGAACUAAUUCCAAUAACAACAACAGCAAUCCAUGUUCAGAACAAGAUGUCCCUACACAAGGUGUUACAAGCACAGCUGCAGACCCUGGGCCAGCAAAGCCCAGAAGAGCACAGAGGCCCAAUUCUCUGGAUCUUUCAGCCACAAAUAUCCUGGAUGGCAGCAGCAUGCAGAUAGGUGAGUCAACGCAGGAUGGCAAAUCAGGAUCAGGCGAAAAGAUCAAGAGACGUGUGAAAACUCCAUACUCUCUUAAGCGGUGGCGCCCAUCCACCUGGGUCAUCUCCACCGAGCCACUGGACUGUGAGGUCAACAACAAUGGCAGUGACAGGGCAGUCCAUUCUAAAUCUAGCACUGCUGUGUACCUCGCAGAGGGAGGCACUGCCACAACCAUGGUGUCUAAAGAUAUAGGAAUGAAUUGUCUGUGAGAUGUUUUCAAGCUUAUGGAGUGAAAUUAUUUUUUUGCAUCAUUUAAACAUGCAGAAGACAUUUUAAAAAAAAAAAAACUGCUUUAACCUCCUGUCAGCACCCCUUCCCACCCCUGCAGCAAGGACUUGCUUUAAAUAGAUUUCAGCUAUGCAGAAAACUUUAGCUUAUGCUUCCAUAUUUUUUAAUUUUGUUUUUUAAGUUUUGCACUUUUGUUUAGUCUUGCUAAAGUUCUAUUUGUCUGUUAUGACCACAUUAUAUGUGUGCUUAUCAAAAGUGGUCUCAAAAUAUUUUUUUUAAGAAAAAAAGCAAAAACAAUGUAUUGCUGAUAAUCAGUUUGGACCAUUUUCUAAAGGUCAUUAAAACAGAAGCAAAUUAAGACAGGUUUGACUGCAACGGUGUCUGGUAUCCAUGUUUUAUUUCUGGGCACAAGCUAGUUUAUAUGUUAACGUGUUUUUGACCAUAAUCUGUUGGACAUUCUUCUGUGUUUUAUUUGAAUGUGCAAUAGUCUGUAGACCACAAAGAAGCUUUCUCAUCUGCUCUCUUCCUAGCAGGGCACACAUUCUUCUUCCAUUGUUGAAAGAAACAUUUUCCCUGGUCUUCGACAAUAUGAACAUUUUCCAGCUUUCUCCUUAUGGAGAUGCUUAGACGCUGUCCAAAGGGCUCCACACAGGACUUACCAAAACAUGUAUUGAGAUGCCAUUGUCUUCUAACCUUCCAGUGCUAAGUGUUUCCUUCCAGGCAUUUCACUAAGCAUGUCUGGUUCUGGUUUUGGAAGCUCAUAAGAGAGCAUAGAACAAAACAGAGGAAAGCAAAUAUUAGCCUUCUCCCUUUUAUUUUUCUAUGUUUAUGUUCAUGUCUGUAUUCAUUAUUUAAGAAGUAUUUUUUAUCAAAAAAUGUAUAGAGCUAAACCUACAUGGAAUGUUUAAAUAGCUGGGCAAAGUGAUUAGUAUAGUAACUUUCACUUUCUGACCGUCACAAAUUAAAUCACAUUUCCUAUUUAUAGUAACUUCAGGAGUAAUCGAAUCUAUAGGAUGGUUCCUUGUUUCCCAGCACUGCCUGACAGUUCUAUGUGAAAAAGUGAUUCCUCCUCCUCCCGUGACCUAAAACACUGUGGAAAGCUCCAGCCAGCUCGCCAGAUCCUAUGGAAGAAAGGCUUGCUGCCAACUUAGGGCCGUUGAGCAGACUAAGAUUGGCCCUGUCUUUCCUAACUUCGUUCUUCACUGACUGCUUUUGUAGUUUCUCCCUUUGCCAGUUUCACACGUUCUCUGAUGGCGAGCAGCACUCACUGUUUGUCGUGAUAGAGCGUCUUCUGCUGACGAUGUGCCGUGGCCUUGCUGUCACGAUGCUUUUGCUUCUUUUGUCACUAGUGAUCUCUGAAACAACAGUCUCUGUGUCUUUUAAUAAAGCACUUUCUGUCAAAAAUUUUAGAAAAUUUCCCUAAACAUUGCUUCCUAUCAGUUUGUAGACACUGUUCUCAUGGUUUUCAGAUUCUCAGAAUCCUUAAUAUCCAUUAUCUGACUAUGUUUUCAGUUUUAGCAGGAAGAUAAAAAGUUAAGUGCAAAUCUCCAAAGUCCUGAUUUUGGUUCUUCUGUCCUGAACCAUUUUAAUCCAUUCUCAUUUGUAAUCCUCUUUCCUUCCGUUUAACUCGUACCCGACCUGCCGUGCUUUGACGUGACAGCGUUUUCCAUGUAGUCAGCCGCAGCACUGACGAGAGCUCUCAGUUCUUAGGAUUAGGAUUGUCUUACCUGUGCCCAGGACUCCUUUCUGACUUUUGUGUUUCAUCGGCCCCUCUUGUGGUUCAGAGUCUUAUAUAUAUUUUUGUCUUCUCCAUACAGUUGUUUUUGUUUUUGUUUUUUCUCUAGUUAGUUACUGCCCUUUGUCUAUGUAACAAAUAAUUUGAAUCUUUCACUCAUUUCUUUUGUCCAAAUGGCUUUCAAAUGCAUUUCAGAAUUUUUAUUUUCCAAUUGUAUGACAACUUUAAAUCAUAAUAAAUUAUAUUCCUCCCAUCUUCAAUUUGAAACAUUAAGAAUAAAUGACCCUUUGAGGUCCAACUGAUCUUUUCCUAUCAGAAAAAUUGUCUUACAUUCUGAUACAGUGUAUAUUAGGGCCAGUCAGUUUGAAUUUUUCAAGUCUUUAAUGUUUAAUAAUAGAAUGCUUCAAAAAUUAAUAUGCCAGAUAAAAGAAAUCUCUAUAGUUCCCAUCUCAUGCAAAUGUAUUUAAAACAAAUAAUUCCUUGAACUGCUUGAAGAAUAGGAAAGGUAGUAAGUAUAGGUCAUUUUAAUAAAAUUUGAAAUCUGUACUACACAGCAUGCAGAAAUCCCUUUAACACUAGUUAGAUUUAUUUAAUCUGAUUCUUGAGCCGAAAUGGAAUUUACCACAAAAUUUCACACACAGAAAUUAAUUUUAGGCCUUUUGAAUGAAAGUCAUUUAAUUUAAAAAGAUUUCUAGGGACAGUAAUAUAAUAGGACAUCAGAGUAUGGUUAGUUCCCUUAAGAAUAUUCUAGUUGUGGGGCUGGAGGGAUGACAUAAUAAUAACAGUGCUUCCUGCGCUUACAGAGGACCCAAGUUCAGUUCCCAGCAGCUACAUGGCAGCUCACAACUUCCACAGAAUCCAAUUCCCUCUUUUGGCCUCCACUGACAUGCACAUAACACCAUCCUACCCGCACACACACACACAUGCACAUAAUUAUAAAUGACAACAGUAAACCUUAAAAUACUAGUUAUAUACCAGAGCUAUGUGAUGGAAAUAACUUGAUUUGAAUUAUGUAUAGAGUAAAAUCAUUUAAAUAAAAAUCCUAGCUAAUUUAAAUGUAUAAUUUAAAAAAUACUGCUACUGUAGAAGUUUGUGAAGACAUGCUGAAAACUGGCAUUACAUACACUCAUCUUUUCAUUCUCAGAGCAACCAUUAUUAUAAUUAAUAUUCAUAUUUUACAAAUGAGGAAAUAAAAAUUAAAUGGAAAUCUGUCUGUUUCAUCCCAGACAUACCUGGGAUUUCACCCUGGGUCUGUCUCUCCAUGUGUCUUUUAUGCACAACACAUGGUCUACAUUCUUUAUGAGCUGAUGUGCAGUGUCCUGACAUGUUGUGCUCCAGCAGACGUGUGGUUUGUGUGUAAGCCAGGCCAGGUUCCUUAAUGAUCUUAAGUUAGGUAAAGCUAAAACAGUUCCUAAUUCAAUACAAAAUUCAGCCCACAUCUCAACAGUCGUCUUACCUGUCUCCUAAUAUUUUUACAUUGCAGAAGAAAAGGGAAAGUAAAUGCUAGGAGACAGUGAAGGGAGCAGAUGGAGCGGGAGCUCCCUAACGUGACCCCGUACCUCUCUCGGAAAGAAGACUUUUAUGUAAACUUGCAGUCUUCUCAAUCCUUUGACUCCAUCUUUAAAGCUUCAGUUUUACCAAUGUUAGGAAAAAGUUGUUAAUCCAGAGAACUAAAUAAUCUGUAGAGAGAGUAGAAGGUUAACAUUCGCAGGCUUGUGGAGCUUCUGGAUGUGUGUAUACUUUUUCCAGAACCUGUAUGUUGGUUCUGAAUAUAAGGAACACUCAAAUCAGUGGGAAUUACAAAUUUUAUUUAAAAUAUUUCCAAGUUUGACUUCUGAAUCCCAAAGGAAAAUCUGAUAUGGUACAGCUAACCUGUUUACUCUCUGUUAAUUAGUCAUUUAAAGUGGAAAGAAAAUAAACAUUGGUUUCCUCUUGUCAUGUUUAUGGACAUAAAUAUUUCACUGGGAGUCACUAUUAGAAUUUGAUAUUAUAUUUAUCACAUUUUAUAAACCUAUGUUGAGCUUAGUACCAGUCAUGUAUAUGUUAUUAUAUGAUUAGCCACAGGUUUUUGAAAAUAUAUAAUUACCUUAUAUCCUUAAGUCCUUAAAAGAUUCUGCACACAUUCUAAUUCUACUGUUCUAGACCAGCAUUCUAGGAUGUGUGUAACAACCCCUUAUAGGCCCUAGGAGCCUUUUAGGCUAUAAUAGUUUUAAAUAUUCACACCCUUGACUAGCAGUGGGUUGUGGUGUAUUUUGCUUUUCUUUUUAAGUUUUUUUUAGAUUAUGAACUAUGCAAACUUCAUCCAAAAACUACCUUUCAUGAUCCCUUCCUAACUGCUUUUUGAUUCUUUCAGUCUAGCCAGCUACUUUCUGAACUACUUAACAAAGGUUAUUAUCAAAAAAGACUUUUCUAUAAGUGUCCACAUUAACACUGAGGAAAUCUCCAUGUGCCCAAAGAGGUGGUAACACCUACCUGUUCCUCUCUUUAAGUCCCUCAUGGUUUAUAGCACCUGUCCUCCACUGUCUGACUUGCAGUCAUAUGUCAGGAAAGUUUUCUUCAUACCUGUUCAGUCUCUCUCAUUUGAUUUAAGGUCUGUUUCUCAUACCUAGUAGGGAGAAGAGAAGAGACAGUCAUCCUCUCUAACACUCUUCAGUCAGCUUCUGGCUUCUCAGUUAACACCAGUUCAUCAGAUAAAAUUGUUCCACUUCUUUUAGGGUUUUUUUCUUCUCAAAUCUAUUUUAAUUACUUUAUUUAUAUUUAAAAGCACUAAAAUUCUAUGUUAUAUUCAAAUUAAUUAUGCCAGUUAAUUUAUAUCACAAUAGUUUGAUAGAAUUGAGAAUAAAGAUGUUACCAUUGGAUUUAAUCAUCAGACCACCUGAAAAUCAGCACCUAACAUUUUUGUAUUAUCUAACAUUUUUCUAUUAAAGUAUGUUUUAUGAUUUUUAUAUCUGUACAGAUAUAACUAGAAAGCCAUGCAUAUAUAGUUGUGUAUCUUUUUUUCCAUUAAACGCUAACCUAUGUUGCAGUAUGAUACAAGUAUUAUAUGUUUGGGUAUUAUGAUUGAGCCACAACAAAUAUUACACAUUUUUCUUUAUCAAAUACUUUAUUAAACACUAAAUGCAAAACUAAUUUUCAAAAGCAGACCCUACAAAAAUCAGGUAUUCGUGGUUGUUUUAUAUUUUUGUAGACCACUUUUGAAAUGCUUGUCACUGUUUUUGCAGCAUAGACUGGACUAAAACAGUUUUCAUUUCAACUCUUAAAUGAUUAAAACUAGGUGUUUGCAUAGAAAGGAAAUUCUUAAAAAUUUAUCCCAUGGCAUAUAAAUUUUGAGAAGCUAUACUUUGUGUUAAGAUUAUGCCCCAAAUAAAUCUAUUGAGUCUUUUUAAAAUUUUCCAUUUUGUUAUUACUGAUGUUUGUGGUGUUUCUAAUGAGCAUUGUAAACAUACAUAUUCACUUGUAAAAUGUAGUUUGCAGCCCACAUUAAAAUCUGGAGCAGAAAGAAUAUUUAGAAGUAUUUUUGCUUCAUUAGAAUGUCUAGUUUGUAAGUGAAUUUAAAAAGAAAAUUGACUGUACUUGAAUUUACAACUUGACUGUUCUUUCUUUUUAAAAUGCUUUUCCCCCAUUUAAUUAGUAUUUUAAGUUCCAGAAACAUCUUCAUGGUUUGGAAUCACUUUUAGACAUAGUAUUACUUAAAAACUCAGGGCCCCUUUCAACUGUUUGUACACUGAAAGAGUUCAGAUGCUAACAAACAAGCAAUUAGAUCUAGUUGAAUAUUUAAAAGUAUUUGUUGCAUAGUAAUGUUUCAUCAUAUUAUUUGACUUAAUUCACAUCACAUGAUGUUUGAUUUCAUUAAUCAUAAAACUUGCCCAGUUCUGUAAUUACUGUACAGAAGGAAUUACUCAACUAAUUGGCCACAUGUUACAGCAGAUUUAAGCCUUGGAGUUGAAGCACUGGCUUAAACACUUUCUGUUCUUGGUUCUGUGGAUGUACGUGAUGGGGCAAAUGUUUCAUUCUGUUUUGUUUUUUAAUAUCAAGAUUAGGAAAGGUAAUUCUGACAUGGAAUUUCCUCAUGGGAUAAUUAGCAUUAUAAGACUUUCUAAAAGUGAGCAGCUGUCGUUGGUGACAGCUCAAUGUCUUUGAGAAGGUGAGCUAUGGUGACCAGCUUUCCACACUGUCAGAGGCAAACAGUUGUUCUUUGAGUUGACAAGCUCAAGUUCUCAUUGGUCCGCUGUAUAUUUAAAUCUUAGCAGUGAGUUUCUUGUAAUCAGUCUCUUGUCUCAGUCUCCCCGCCUUGUUAUCAGUCGUAAGCAUAUAAAAGAAACAUUUGUAAAGAUGUAUAAGAAUAAGAAAACUAAUGACUAAAAAACGCAAUUCAAAGCAAUUAGGUUUCAAUUUAAUCUUGAGUUGCUUCACUUCUGUGGCUUAUUUUUUUUUUCUAGUAACAUUUAUUUAUUUAAGCAGUGUUGUAUGCCUUCUCUUUAUUUCCAUAGAGAUUAUUGUAUGGGCUUGUGUAAGCUGGAAUCAUUCUUAAUUUUCUGUUGCUAAUUUUUCAGAUGACUUUACAUGGAUAGCUGUAAAAUAACUCUUAGGGUGUUAUAGCUGAAACAUUGGCUGGAAGACGUGUAGCUGCCAUGCCUUUUCUGAAUGGACAGGAGAAACAGAAGCUACCAAGUAUUCACUUCUGAGGAUGCUUUUCCGGAAAAGAAAGGCUGACAAUACGGGCACUUCCUCAGAACCCUCCUUCUUGUUAACGGGUAUCUUUCGUUGGUGUGUUUUGCUCUUACAUUACAGAUAGACUAUUGUGUGUGAAUUUAUGAGUAAUUACUUUCAGUUAUUUUGCUUUUGUAUAAGCCAUCUGAGACCUUGCCAUGCUGUAUAAGUCGUGUGACGGAGCAGUGUGAGUGUGAGUACAGCAGAUCACUCUCCUUUUGUAUUAUCUAUGGAUGCCACUAUGAACGCUGACAUUAAGCCACUGAAGAGUUUUCUAUGAAUAAGUGUAAGUAAAUGCUUUGAUAUAUAUAAACCUAAAUAAACAGAUUGUAUUGAGACAGAGACAUUGGCCAAGGAAGUUUGAAGGUGGUUCUUUAGGUUUAAAAGGCUUGCUGUAAAAUGGUGCAUUAUUCCACUUAUUAAAGAUCAUAUUAAUGACAA
Molecule: messenger RNA, 11310 nt
Organism: Rattus norvegicus (Norway rat)
Lineage: Eukaryota; Metazoa; Chordata; Mammalia; Rodentia; Muridae
Gene: Bmpr2
Product: bone morphogenetic protein receptor type 2
Biological process (GO): positive regulation of cell differentiation; tissue development; vasculature development
Cellular component (GO): cell junction; plasma membrane; membrane
Molecular function (GO): transmembrane receptor protein serine/threonine kinase activity; BMP binding; ATP binding
Source: RefSeq, a predicted model, not a curated record